UUAUACAUGUCAUAUUUCAUUCAUCUCAACAUUCAAGAGUUGUUUUGUCCUCUCAUAUUUUCUUCCUCCUAUCCAAUUACACUGAUAGUUUCUCAUUGUGUCAUAGAAUGGAUCCAAACAAUAUGGCCGACUUGGACAUUUACGACGUUGUCAUUGACGAACUUAUCAAUGACACGACUAUAGAAGAUAUGAUGCAGGAGGAGAUGGAGUUUUAUCAACGACGUGCCAACACCGUUAGGCCCAAGCGAACAAGAAAGGUGAUAGAGAGAGAUCGUGAAGCUGGGAACGAGCGGUUGUGGAAUGACUACUUCUCCGAAAAUCCUGUGUACACGGAAGAGCUUUUCCGACGAAGGUUUCGAAUGCGAAAGCAUGUGUUCCUCAGAAUUGUAGGGGCCCUUGGGUCUCAUGACCCGUACUUUUUAAUGUCUGUCGAUGCAGUUGGAAGACAAGGCCUGUCACCAUUACAAAAGUGCACCGCCGCUAUUCGUAUGUUGGCGUACGGAUCACCUGCUGACAGUGUUGACGAGUACGUUCGAAUUGGUGAAAGUACUGCAAUUGAGUGCUUAAAGAAUUUUUUGGAAGGUGUGUGUGCAGUAUUUGGUGGAACAUACUUGAGGCGCCCGAACCAGGAAGACAUUACCCGCUUACUUCAAUGGGGCGAGUCUCGUGGAUUUCCAGGUCAAUUCACCCGAGGUGAUCAUGGAAAGCCCACAAUCAUGCUUGAAGCAGUGGCAUCACAAGACUUGUGGAUUUGGCAUGCAUUUUUUGGCAUUGCAGGUUCUAACAAUGACAUUAAUGUGCUAAAUCAAUCUCCGGUUUUUAAUGAGGUUUUGAGUGGAAAUGCUCCCAUGGUGAACUUUAGCGUGAAUGGAACAAUGUAUAACAUGGGAUACUAUCUAGCAGACGGUAUCUAUCCCCCGUGGGCUACAUUUGUGAAGACCAUCCCAAUGCCGCAAGGAGAAAAAAGGCAAAAAUUUGCGAAAAGACAAGAAGGAGCAAGAAAGGACGUUGAACGUGCAUUCGGCGUUCUCCAAUCUCGGUUUGCAAUAGUUCGUGGUCCAUCACGCUUUUGGCAUCCGAAUGAGAUGAAGUCAAUAAUGUAUGCUUGCAUCAUAUUGCACAACAUGAUUGUUGAAGAUGAGCGCAACACGUACCGAGGUAAUUUUGUUUAUGAUCAGGUCAAUAAUGACAUAUUGGAUGCUGAAGUAGUAAGUGGUCCUAUUCCCGCUUUUAGAAAUAUCUUGGAAAGAAGAGCACAUCAAAUUGAUAGGUCAAUUCAUCACCAGCUUCAAGCAGACUUGGUGGAGCAUAUUUGGCAGCUUCCCGAAAACGAGAAUAAUGAAAAUUAACCUUCAAGUGUUAUUAUGUAUUUCAUUUCAAAUGUAUUGUUGCUUAUUUUUCAUUGUCAUGUAUUUUCUUUCGUCUUUAUUUCUAUCAUUCAAUAAAAUUGUUUUUGCUAGAAAUAACACAAUGUACUUUUUUAUUUUUGU
Lotus japonicus is the source of this 1490-nucleotide messenger RNA. RefSeq lists its product as uncharacterized. The record is from RefSeq and is a predicted model, not a curated record. Bases 108 to 1349 code for a protein of 413 amino acids. NCBI's taxonomy places the organism in Eukaryota, Viridiplantae, Streptophyta, Magnoliopsida, Fabales, Fabaceae. The transcript is spliced from 2 exons.